AUGGUCUCCCUCCCGAAGAUUCCUACCUUACGAUCUUGGUUAAAUCCGGGCUCGUCAGCACACUUCGUAGAUGCAAAACUCCCGGAACAUGUAUUGACCGAGGCGCGGAGUAAGCUACGAGUGGCUGUUCGGCGAUACUUAGAGGCACCUUGUCAAUUUUUUACCAAAGUUUUCUUCGAGCCGUAUUCAUUCUUGCUUGACGGCUCGGAAGCCAAAAGCGUGGAGGACUUUUUGAAUGGAAAAAGAGAAUUCCACGAAUACAAAGAUUAUACCGCAAAACUCCAUAAAUUGGGUACAGACGUGAUGACACUGCCAAACACAGAAUACUUUGACCUUAUCCGGCUUGAUUGUGAGGAUGUGAAGGUUGGACUUUCCAAAGAGUGUCGCCGAUUAGCCAACGCACUAUUGGAACGCGUAGUGGCGGAUUUCAAGCGAACAAAUGAUGAAAUAUGUGCCGGAUUUGAAGAAAUGCGUGAACGAUGUAGAGCCAUACCUCAAAACAGUGAAGAAUUAAUCGAUAUGAUCCAGUAUAUGGAAGAAGCUCGCUGUCAGGGUAUGGUUCGCAUGGAGGAGAAAAUUUCAUGGUCACGUGAAUAUUUGGACUACCUUCUGGAUGUCUAUCACUUCAACCCGGAGGAUAUUGCGCAGAACAGCGCGGUCAUGACAUGGAAAGCACGAAUUCAACCAGAGUUUGAUGCGAAUGAUAAGGUACUUUACUAG
Messenger RNA from Echinostoma caproni, 720 nucleotides. The record is from the annotation of a GenBank genome assembly. Lineage: Eukaryota; Metazoa; Platyhelminthes; Trematoda; Plagiorchiida; Echinostomatidae.